Molecule: messenger RNA, 219 nt
Organism: Knipowitschia caucasica
Lineage: Eukaryota; Metazoa; Chordata; Actinopteri; Gobiiformes; Gobiidae
Source: the annotation of a GenBank genome assembly
AUGGUUAUCGAGAUGAACGCAGCCACUCUUGUCUUUCAUCAGCUGAGAGAGCAUGUGCAGGCUGAGAUGAUGAUGGAUGACGGGACUGGAACUUCUGCGAACACCUCCAGGCCGCAGCAGAAGCCCCCACAGCUGAAGCCCCCACCCCCUAAAACAGAAUGCUCCAUGAAGUUCCCUGCAGAGGUCUCUUGUGGUUUUUGUGGCUGUGGGUGGUUGUAA